This is a messenger RNA of Stegodyphus dumicola, 1709 nucleotides long. RefSeq names its product ionotropic receptor 40a-like. The record is from RefSeq and is a predicted model, not a curated record. Gene Ontology annotation, molecular function: ligand-gated monoatomic ion channel activity. Lineage: Eukaryota; Metazoa; Arthropoda; Arachnida; Araneae; Eresidae. Gene Ontology annotation, cellular component: membrane.
UUUCCAUAGCAAUGUUAAGACGGCACUGUAUGUAUUCAUUGCAUGUAGCUUAUGAUAUUUUUUGUUUUUUUAUAUUAGGAAUUAUGCAGCAUUUGAAAGUAGUAGCAGUUAAUACUACCCCACUUUUUGAAAUGAAGAAAAGAGAAGAUGGUACUCUUGAAGCAACAGGCGGAGCUGACCAACUCAUACUUAAAGUAUUAUCUGAUUAUCUUCCUUUCAGCUAUGAUCUUAUAAACCGUGAAGAUUAUUUAUGGGGAAAUUUGGACGACACCGGAAACUGGACGGGAAUGAUCGGCAUGAUGUGUAGGAAAGAAAUGGAUAUGGCGCUAGGAUGGGUUGCAACAACGUAUGCUCGUCACCAAGUGGUUGACUUUUCAUUUCCUUACCUUGUGGAUGCAAAUAUCUUCGUCACUGCUUCUCCCCAACUUCUGCAGAAGGAUUUCGCUUUUGUUGACCCUUUUCAAACCAUGGUGUGGGCCUUGCUGUUAUUUUCGAUACCUCUCUCGUCCAUUACAUUGACAUUACUGACUGAGUACGGUGUACUGUCAAAUCGGAAGGAAAGAAAUUUCUGGAAAACCUGGUUGAAAGAAACAGAAACACUUCUUAUAAUGUUUUUAAGCCAAGGGUCCUAUAGAUUGUACAGAAAUCGAAUUGUUCGUUUUUUCCUUACUAUCUGGUCCAUCUGUAAACUAAUUCUGGUUUUUAGCUAUACAAGCACUCUUCUGUCUUUCCUUAUGGUUCCCGCCGUAGAAAGACCAUUGAGAACAGUUCAAGAGUUGAGAGAUGCUGUAGUUAGUGGUAGAUAUCAAUUUGCUGUUUUUAAAGGAACAUCUCAUGUCGAAACCUUAAUGGAAUCGCGCAGUGGUAUUAUAAAAGAUUUGGCUGAUCACAUUCGACAGCAUCCGGAAAAUAUGCUGAAUUCUCAUGGCGAAAGCGUGUAUCGGAUGCAGAGGGAGAAACUGGCUGUCCUGAACAUGAGACUACAUUUUCUGUAUUCUGCCAGUGCCAUAGGAUUGGAUUUGUUUCAUAUGUCUUCUGAUAAUAUCGGAUUCAACAUUGUCGGUGUACCUUUCAGAAAAGGAUUUCCUUACAUGGAACGCGUGAAUAUGAUCAUUCAUCGAAUGGCUGCUGCCGGCAUCUAUAUGAAGCAAAUAAAUGAGAUCAAUUACUACCAGAAGCUCAAAGCUCCAGUACCUCCAACUAAGAACAAUAAACGCCCUCUCUCUCUUCAAGAUAUCUGGACAUCUGUUCAAAUAUUAAUUGUUGGCCACCUGGUAUCUCUAAUAUGUUUAAUUGCUGAAAUUGGUUAUCACAAACUGAGAAAUCGGAAUCCCAAUAUUUGAGUUUAAAAAAAGCGGCUUUUGAUUCAGUUUUUUAAUUCAUAAAGUAAUUUAUUUAAUAUUUUAUAGUUUCAGAGAUUAGCUUAAUCAAUAAAUUUUUAACCGCUAUUUUAACGUAAUAAUACAUUUAGUUACCCUACAUCUCAAUAACUAGAUGUGUACUAAAGCGAUAUGAUACUGAAGAUUCAUAAAAUCUUAGCUUAAAGGAUUGCUAAGCAUAAAGUAACCUCUUCCGAAUGAAUUAUGUUUUACAUUUUAAAACCUUAACAGAAGUUAACUGUAUUUUAACUUUGUAAAAUGAAUGUUUCUAUUUUAUUUUAUACAUAUAAUAAACUCGGUAUUGGUUCAUUUAAAAAAAUAAUCGAAACU